UGUUUUUUUCUCAUUGUUUUCAAUUGGAAUCUUUUUUUCUUCACCUUCUUUGUGUUGGAUUUUGUUGAUGAUUCUCAAGUUAAUUGUUACCAAUUAUUAUUUUGUUUCUUUCGUUCAAUUAUGAUAUCAUCAAUAAGCACUAAAAGUCGCUAUGAGAAGAUUAAAUAUCUUGGUGAAGGACAAUUUGCCACUGUCUAUAAAGCUCGUGACAAUAAAACUGGUGCCAUGGUUGAAAAGAUCAAAUUAGGAACACGGGCCGAGGCCAGAGAUGGUAUUAAUAGAACAGCUUUAAGGGAGAUUAAGUUACUCCAAGAGCUUCACCAUGAGAAUAUUAUCGGUCUUCUUGAUGUGUUUGGACAUCGAUCAAAUGUUUCUCUGGUCUUUGAUUUUAUGGAAACUGAUCUUGAGGUUAUAAUCAAAGAUAAUAGUAUCAUAUUAACUCCAGCGAUCAUUAAGUCUUAUAUGUUGAUGACUCUAAAGGGUCUUGAAUAUCUACACUUGAAUUGGAUCUUACAUCGUGACUUGAAACCAAACAAUCUUUUGAUUGAUGAAAAUGGUAUCUUAAAGAUUGGUGAUUUUGGUCUUGCUCGAAGCUUUGGAUCACCUACUCGACUUUAUACUCAUCAAGUUGUAACUCGCUGGUAUCGAGCUCCAGAGCUACUUUUCGGCUCACGAAUGUAUGGAACUGGAGUAGAUAUUUGGGCUCUUGGUUGUAUAUUGGCUGAACUUUUAUUACGAGUUCCUUUUCUACCCGGAGAAACAGAUUUAGAUCAAUUAGACAAAAUUGUCCAAGUGCUAGGAACACCUAAUUCAAGUAACUGGAGAAACGUUGAACAUUUACCAGACUUCGUAACAUUCAAACCAUGCAUUGGAACAUCUUUACGUGAUAUAUUCACUGCAGCAUCGGAUGACCUUCUCGACUUGAUGAACAAGAUGUUAACCUAUGACCCUCUCAAUCGGCACACUUGUAGUCAAGCACUUCAGAUGCCCUAUUUUUCAAACAAACCCGCCCCGACUCCAGCUAAUCUUAUGCCCCGAACUAAAACACAAGAAGAGAAAACCACAGUAGGAUUAGAACGUAAAAGACAAGGAGACAAUAUUUCAACAAUGGCUAAGCGAUUAAAAUUUGACAUGGACGAUUAAUUGAUUGUCCAUUGAUUAUAAGAUCGGAUAAAAGUGUUCAAUCAAGUAAAUUGAGCAAAAGAGCAGAAAAUAAACCCAAAAAAUGACCCAAAUUGAUCGUGAAUCAACUUGAAAUUACAAUCAAGCUUUAAUUAUAAACCACUUAACCCAAGAGACAGAAAGUUCACUCUUGACCGAUCAAUAUAUUAAUCCAAUGGAUAAUAACCAAAGCAAAAGGAUUGACAAAAAAAAAGACAAAACAAAUCACAAUUAAUAAUAGAAGCAUUUUAAUUGUUGUAUAUGGUCUUAUAUGCACAUUAUUUGCUCAAUCGAAAAAAAAUCAUGCGAUUUGAGAUUUUUGCAUUUUCUUAAUUCUCUCAUCAAUUUAUAUUACAAUUUCUUUUCUUUGUUUACAAUCAAAAGGAGAAGAAAAAAAAACAUCACAUUCGCAUAUUAAGGUGAUAAUCAAUAGAUACAAUUAUGUUUUGAUUCGAUUUCAAUUCUCUGUACAAAUCAGAAUCACCUUUUACACAAAUUAAUAUCUUUUGGAAUCGUCAACAAUUAAAAUUUUCACAUAUAUUUAGCAUCCAUUUAUUGUAAUAUUAACUUGA
Panonychus citri (citrus red mite) is the source of this 1733-nucleotide messenger RNA. Its product is annotated as cyclin-dependent kinase 7-like. Gene Ontology annotation, biological process: protein phosphorylation; positive regulation of transcription by RNA polymerase II. Gene Ontology annotation, cellular component: cytoplasm; transcription factor TFIIK complex; nucleus. Gene Ontology annotation, molecular function: ATP binding; RNA polymerase II CTD heptapeptide repeat kinase activity; cyclin-dependent protein serine/threonine kinase activity. NCBI's taxonomy places the organism in Eukaryota, Metazoa, Arthropoda, Arachnida, Trombidiformes, Tetranychidae. The record is from RefSeq and is a predicted model, not a curated record.